AUGGAAGCGAGCCAGCAGGGAGCAGAGGGCGAGACCGCCACACAGGGCUCGAAACCGGUCGUCUGUUUCCUUGGUCCCGUCACAUCUUAUACACACCAGGCGGCAAUGCAGACCUUCUCGCCCGAUAGGUACGAGCUGCUGCCUGUCGUGACUAUCAAGGGUAUGUGCCUCCUGCUCCACGCUGCUGGUCGGGCUCACGACUGGGGACGGCGAACAACAGAUGUCUUCGAGACCACCCAGUCCGGCCGCGCCGCCUACGGCGUGGUCCCGUUUGAGAACUCGACCAACGGCUCCGUGGUCUUCACCCUGGACCACUUCGCGGACCGCGAGGGCCGGUACGGCGACCUCUCCGUGUGCGGCGAGGCGUACCUGGACGUGCACCACUGCCUCCUAGGCCGCCUUCCCAACGCUGCCGCUGCAGACGGUGCGGGUCCCGAGUCGUCCUCGCUGCCAGCGGGUCCGAAGGGACAGCCGCUGGCGAGCCUCGCCCACGUCCAGCGCAUCUACAGCCACCCGCAGGCCUGGGGCCAGUGCACGCGCUUCAUGGGCGCGCACCUCCGGGGCAUCGAGACCAUCGACGUCAGCUCGACGAGCCGGGCCGCCGAGCUCGCGGCCACGGACGCCUCCGGGACCAGCGCCGCCAUCAGCAGUGCGCUGGCCGGCGAGGCCAACGGGCUCGGGUUCCUGGCGCGCGACAUCGAGGACCGCGACGACAACACGACGCGGUUCUUCGUCCUGAGGAAGCUGGGUGCCGAUGCUGAUGCCGCCGGCGAUGAUGCCGGCGAUGCGUGGUGGAGGCGGCCGGCGGGGCGCAAGACCAAGUCGCUGGCCUCGUUCACGGUGCCGCACACGGCGCCCGGGGCGCUGGCGGGCGUGCUCGAGUGCUUCCGCCAGGGCGGGCUGAACCUGACCAGCAUCAACAGCCGGCCCAGCCUGAUCGAGCCCUUCCAGUACGUCUUCUUCGUCGAGUUCGAGGGCCACCGGCUCGAGGACCCCAACGGCCGCGUCCGGGACGUGCUCGAGGGCGUGGGCCGCGUCGCGCAGAGCUGGCGGUGGCUGGGCAGCUGGGUGAACAUGAGGGUGUGA
Neoarthrinium moseri is the source of this 1086-nucleotide messenger RNA. RefSeq lists its product as uncharacterized. The coding region runs from base 1 to 1086 and encodes 361 amino acids. The record is from RefSeq and is a predicted model, not a curated record. Lineage: Eukaryota; Fungi; Ascomycota; Sordariomycetes; Amphisphaeriales; Apiosporaceae. Gene Ontology annotation, biological process: L-phenylalanine biosynthetic process. The transcript has 3 exons. Gene Ontology annotation, cellular component: cytoplasm. Gene Ontology annotation, molecular function: prephenate dehydratase activity; chorismate mutase activity.